Messenger RNA from Oppia nitens, 612 nucleotides. Its product is annotated as U11/U12 small nuclear ribonucleoprotein 25 kDa protein-like. Gene Ontology annotation, biological process: mRNA splicing, via spliceosome. Bases 63 to 542 code for a protein of 159 amino acids. The record is from RefSeq and is a predicted model, not a curated record. The transcript has a single exon. Gene Ontology annotation, cellular component: U12-type spliceosomal complex. Lineage: Eukaryota; Metazoa; Arthropoda; Arachnida; Sarcoptiformes; Oppiidae.
AAUCUAGUGAAACUGUCGACAACAAUACUACACGAAAUAAUAAUUGAUUCACAAAAAAAAUAAUGAGUUCUUCAGCAAACAAACCGCCCGACUGUCUGUCUAACCACCAAAUCAUUCAUUUAUCACAUAAACAAUUGAUUUCUUCCAUUGAUUUAACUAUUACUUCGUUUAUCAAAAGUGAUUCACUGCUCAAUCAUUUGCCAUCAGACAUAUCGACCGAAGAGUUAGAAGAUAUGUCCAACCAUUUGAUGGGUCGUUCAAUGUCUUUGAUCGUAGAGCGCGACGACAGCACAACAUUUCAAGUUAUUGUUGGCAAUGAUUCAGAUGUGAGACAAUUGAAGAGAUCAAUUGAAAGAUACUUUUCCUAUGAUUGUCGACGAAAUCAUAUUAAACUAAAUCAUCGAAUAAAUUGGCGGUUUGUUUGGCGGACUUAUUGUAUUAAAUUUAAUGAUCAGAUUCUUAGCGAUGAUUUGAUUAAACUAAAAGAUUUAGGGAUUCAUAACAAUUGUAAACUUUGUUUCAUUAGAAAGUUUUUCAAAUAAAUGAUUGAAUGUAAUUAUUUUAAGUAAAUUAAUUGAUAAUACAUUUGUUUAUUUUGUCAAUUUUUAUAUA